AUUUUAUUCAUUCAUCUUCUCUUUAGAAAGUUGAAUUUUGAAAAACAAAAUGGAAGGAUUACCAACAGAUCUGUGUUUGAAGAUUUUUUGUUUCUUAAAACAUCAAAGUCUUGCAACAGCUCAACAAGGAUUAUGUCUUGUUAAAAAGUAGAAGUGUAAUUGAAAAAUAAGAUAGACAAAAAGGACUUUCUAUUUUGGACGAACCUGUGUUAUUUUGGAUUUAUCUCUUGAAGUUCAUGAGGGUUAGCAGGAAAUGGAAGCACUUGGCAUCCCAGAACAUUCUAUGGUGCAAUUUAUUCAAGGAGAGGUGGGGAGAUGAUCAAGCAGCAUUUUACGCCCCUACAGAAUCUAAAACAUGGAAAAAUGUAUAUGAAGUUCAAGAUCGCUGUGAUAGAGUUGGAUUGGGACUGAAGAUCAUCAGAGAAGGUGGUGACUAUUAUCUUGUUCACCAAGGUGAGAUCCAAAGGUAUUUGGGUUCGAGGAAUGAUGAAAAAGAUGUGAAUGAUCACUCCUGUAAAAGAGGUCGAAUCACCAGUGAAGGAUCAUUUGAGGAAGAGGUAUUCUUGACAAAAUUCUUUUUUUAUGGGUGACCUAGAAAUGGCAGCAAGUGACGCAAAACGGAACAGAACUAUGUGAUGCGAAGCAAGAUCUGUUUUGGCAUGAUGAAAUGUGAAGUCCAGGUUGCCCUGAUGGAGAAGCAACAAUGUGAUGUUAACUUCGGAAAGGUCUUUGAAAUCUUGAUGGUGCAACCGUGUUAUUUUCUUCUCCGUGUAGUUGUUACCAAAUUGCUUGUAUGUAUGCAUGUAUUUAAGCUGUGAAAUAAAUUUGUUCAAAUGUUUUAUCUCCUGUUAAAAAAAAAAACAGUAUUCACUGUUUAUAUUCCUUUUUAUUAAUAAACAAAUGGUCUUCGAAGUUGCAA
Molecule: messenger RNA, 919 nt
Organism: Papaver somniferum (opium poppy)
Lineage: Eukaryota; Viridiplantae; Streptophyta; Magnoliopsida; Ranunculales; Papaveraceae
Product: F-box/WD repeat-containing protein pof10-like
Exons: 4
Coding region: 237-590 (117 amino acids)
Biological process (GO): SCF-dependent proteasomal ubiquitin-dependent protein catabolic process
Cellular component (GO): SCF ubiquitin ligase complex
Molecular function (GO): protein binding
Source: RefSeq, a predicted model, not a curated record